AUGAACUUCUCGAUGACCUGCAUAGUUCUUUUGUCCAUCCUCUCCAUCAUCUCCUGUGCGGCUGUGCCAGCUGGAGCUGCUGGCGGAGAAGGUGCACCAAAAGGGGGCGCUGAUGGCGGCGACAAGAAAGCCAAAGCAGCAUCGAUUCUCCAAGCCGUAUCAAAAGGGCUUGCGGCAGGCGGACUUGGGCUCUCUUCCGGAGUCACCGGCGCCGUCGGCUCCGGUCUCAAAGGCGGUGCUUAG
Messenger RNA from Puccinia graminis f. sp. tritici CRL 75-36-700-3, 243 nucleotides. RefSeq lists its product as uncharacterized. Bases 1 to 243 code for a protein of 80 amino acids. The transcript has 4 exons. Lineage: Eukaryota; Fungi; Basidiomycota; Pucciniomycetes; Pucciniales; Pucciniaceae. The record is from RefSeq and is a predicted model, not a curated record.